GUUAAUGCCUAUUGAAUUGCAUUCAUAACAGACCUGCUCAAAAGAGCAAAAGUAAGUCAGCGAGUUUCACUAAUCAUAAAUAGAACAUUUUCACCUGAAAAGGUCCUUUGGUUUAGUGGAAAUGUUGUUUGAUUAUAAAUAGAACGACCAUUUUUAUGGUUAACAAGGUUUUAAUCCGUUUUUAUCGUUCCAAGAAGUAGCAUCAACCGCCAGUAAGGCCAGAAACAUUCUCUACGCAAGUAUGCAAAUGCAAACACACGAUUCUGAGGUACAUACAUGCUUUCUACAGUACAUGAAUUAGGUUAUUAUUAUUCGAUUUUCUUCAGAUGUGCUGUUAUUCAUAUAGCUAGACAUAGAAGAAGUUUAUGCAAAGUUACAUGACGUGAGCAUGCAACAACGCAUGAAAUCAAGCUUGCAUUGUUUGAGACUGUGUUUCGCGUGUUUCGGCCGUGCUGCCCUCCUCACAGGUGAUUCACAUGAGACGUAACCUGGACCAGAGCGAGGCGGCUAUCGUGCAGGUGUUCGAGGACAAGCAGCGCGUGUGGGAGUGUGAGAUGGAGGAGCUGAGGCAGAACUACGCCGGGCGUCUGCAGCAGGUGACCCGACGGGCCCAGCGCACACAGCAGGCCCUGCAGGCGCAGCUCGCCCGGCUGCAGCAGGACAAGCGGCGGCUGCAGGACGAGAUGACGCUGCUGCUCGCUCAGAGAGAGGAGCUGGAGAAGAAGUGCUUGGACUUCAGGAAGGAGCAGGCCGAUAUCCUGCCCAGACUGGAGGAGACCAAGUGGGAGGUGAGAGAGACUCGUAGCUCGUUUUCAGACUAACAUCUGUAGCCUAAUGCACA
Molecule: messenger RNA, 841 nt
Organism: Sinocyclocheilus rhinocerous
Lineage: Eukaryota; Metazoa; Chordata; Actinopteri; Cypriniformes; Cyprinidae
Product: leucine zipper putative tumor suppressor 3-like
Exons: 2
Coding region: 477-821 (114 amino acids)
Biological process (GO): regulation of dendritic spine morphogenesis
Cellular component (GO): dendritic spine
Source: RefSeq, a predicted model, not a curated record